AUGAGAGGAAUAAUUAUUAGGAGAUUGAAUAUUAUUGCUGGUUGUUGCUACACCCAAAACUUGGCAGCCGUUCUAUCCGACCCUAAGAGAACCAGAUCUGAAGUUUCUGCUUUUUUCACACGUCAUUGGGGGGAACAAUUUAUACCUAGAAAAACUAUCCCUCCAGCACAAACAAUUCCGUCAAUUUCUUUGGAACAUUUUCGGCAAUAUUUGGCAACUACAGCAAAAAAACAUAAACAAUAUUUGAAGGCGAGAAGGGCACUUAGACAAAAACAAACACAACAAAAUGGGGAAGAAGAACGGAUAUCGAGGGAUGAAGUGGCUGAUAUUUUCUUUUCUCCAACAUUUUCUCGCCAUACACAACAUACUUUUGAGGCUGUUUUUCUUGAACCUAAACCUGGAGAAAUUGAUAACCUUUUUUCUCCAAUAGAAAAAAGAAAGGAAGCUUUAAGACAACAACAAAAUCAAAAUCCGUUUAUUGAAAGACAUGAAAGUUGUGGUUCCCUUUAUUCUAUUCAAAGUGGACAACAACAGCAAUCAUUAUUACCAAUAGAAGCAAGUAAUGGCCGCUUCUUCCGUGCUUGUUUACGUUUACAAAAUAAAUUGGAAUUUUUUGAUGAUGCAAUAAGUACUUUAUUAAAUCAACAAUUAGAAAAUCGGAGUGAACAAUUUUGGAAAAGUGUAAAUUCUUAUGAAGCUUUGCAUGACGAUUUGGAAGAAUCUAUUGAAAGAAUUAAAAUUGCUAGACAAAAACUUGCCAAAACAAAAUUGGAGUUAUGCCAACGUUCUCAAAAUUUGCUUCAACUUUAUUAUGCCAAAAUUAAUAGACAACGUCUAUUUGAUAAAUUACAGGUUCUUAAAUUUAAAAUUUUUUUAUAUAAAUUUAAAGGAAAUUGCUUGUCUUCGAGAUGCCCAAUUAACCGUACAAAUGCUUCUAAACCAGGAUGAUGUCCCUAGAGCCCUUGAAUGUAUACAAACUGCAAUGGUUUUUUUUGAAAAUUUUUUUGGUAUUUUGGGAGUAGAGAUCGGUCAGGAUUUGGAUCCAGUCUUGGAUUUUUCCUGGAUCCAGAGUCCAGAUCCAGGUAUUUUUUCUGAAUUUUUCCUGGAUC
Messenger RNA from Meloidogyne enterolobii, 1109 nucleotides. The record is from the annotation of a GenBank genome assembly. NCBI's taxonomy places the organism in Eukaryota, Metazoa, Nematoda, Chromadorea, Rhabditida, Meloidogynidae.